CAGUCGUAUUGAUGCCAACAACGGUGGAGAUUCAAGAUUCUUUGAUUGAUUGUGAACUAAACGACUGUCGUUUUCCAAACACGUAUUUAUGGGCCCCACUUUAAAAGCAUUCCCGCUAAAUCUACACCGUCCACGUAGCGAUCAUGAUAUUGAUGCAAAUGAUUCAAUUUUAACGGAAAGAUGACGGAGUGAUCUUUCCACCACCGUAACUAAUCUUAACAAUUCAUGGCGAGUCUCUGUCUCUCAUCGUCCCGGAUCGUUUCUCUUCACCACCAGAAACCCUUUCUCGCUCUUAAACUCCGGCCUCGUCCUUCAAAUAUCUCCGGUCUAGGUCACAGUACUAGUGUUGUUUGCUUCAAUCCGUUAAGGUAUAGUGACACAGAAACACCCGAUUCAUAAAUUCUCAAUCAGUGGAUUUUGGCUUUUUCUAAAUGAAUGUUGGUUGGUAGGUUAUCGGCUGAUCGUCAGCGAACCGCUACGGUGUCGGCGAGGGCUGAGAAGCGGCGAAAGAGAGGAUCGAGUGUGGUCUGUUAUGCUACUCCAAUGUUGUCUGUUCAUAAUCUACAAUGGAUCUCGACAAUUUCUUGCGUUGCAUUGAUGUUUGCAAGGGGUACUGGUAUCCAUAAGUCCUUUGUUGUUCCACUAUUCGCACUACAAGCACCAAUGGGCAUUGUCUCCUGGAUGAAGGGUGAAUAUGGCAUCUGGGCAGCAUUCUUGGCGCUUCUUACUCGACUGUUCUUCUCUUUUCCAGUUGAACUUGAGCUGCCCUUCAUUGCUUUGCUUUUGGUGAUUGUGGCGCCAUAUCAAGUUAUGAGCAUAAGAGGGAAACAGGAAGGUGCUAUCCUUUCUUUAGCAAUCUCUUGUUUUCUGGCUUUCCAGCAUUUCUCAAGAGCAGGCACCUUGCAGAAAGCAUUUGAUCAGAAUUCAGUUCUUGCCACUGUAGCCAUAAUUGGUGUCACAGUUGUAUCGUUCCUUUUCUUGAUAUAAAUAUGCUCCUGACAAAAGGACUCAUCUGUAAAUCACUGUAACAAAGUGUAUACAGAGACUAGAAAUAAUGUGCUGUAUUAUUUACUCGAUUUCAAUACUCAAUUCAACGUGCUUGC
This is a messenger RNA of Arabidopsis thaliana (thale cress), 1103 nucleotides long. It is a transcript of the gene COR314-TM2, whose product is annotated as cold regulated 314 thylakoid membrane 2. Gene Ontology annotation, cellular component: chloroplast inner membrane; membrane. The coding region runs from base 436 to 987 and encodes 183 amino acids. The transcript has 5 exons. The record is from RefSeq and is marked reviewed. NCBI's taxonomy places the organism in Eukaryota, Viridiplantae, Streptophyta, Magnoliopsida, Brassicales, Brassicaceae.